Messenger RNA from Austrofundulus limnaeus, 4944 nucleotides. RefSeq names its product proline rich 36a (gene prr36a). The transcript has 6 exons. Lineage: Eukaryota; Metazoa; Chordata; Actinopteri; Cyprinodontiformes; Rivulidae. The record is from RefSeq and is a predicted model, not a curated record. The coding region runs from base 426 to 4880 and encodes 1484 amino acids.
GUCUGCAUCUUUUCUUCUUCGUUUUUUUAUUUUUUAUUUUUUUUGCUGCCUCGUCACUCCCCCCUCCUCCUCCCUCCUGCACCGGGUCCAUCCUUUAAGAAGCUGCCCAAGCCGCCUGUCGUGGUUCAAACGUGGAGGGAAGGACACGCGGAGGGACGCUCGUAACUGAGCGCGCGGCUCCAUUGUUUUACUCAGAUUUACGGCUGGUUCUGGUUCUGGUAUUCUGCUCACGUUAGAUAGUCCGGACGGGAGGAGCUGCUUGUAUCUUCGGGAGACUGUUUUUGGAGGAGCGGAGACCACGGUCAGAGAAAGAAAGAGAAAUAAGGUCAUUAACGUGUGAGAGCAAAAAGCCACUGAGGAGGACAAGUGUGACCCUCCAGACCAGUCAGACAGAAGUAAAUUGAUUUCCACACUUCAGGAGUGGGAUGAAGCCGGAUGGGGUUACUAUGGAGACCACAGAGCCUACUGAAGAUGCUGCACCGGUGGAGUCAUCCUCCUUACAGGMGAAUGUAACUGAGGAGGCUCCAUUUCAGCCCACAGUUGAAACUGAGGCUGCUCCRAAGGCCAAAGCUAAGCCCCCAGCAGCAGAGCCUAAAGUCAAAUCAAAAGAGGGUGGAAGUAAAGCUCGGUCCACGGCUCCUGGAUGCAGCUCACGAGUAGAAACUGCCUCGCACCGCACAGCGAACGAUGUCAGAUCCUCUGCUACUGCCCCCGGAGGCAGGAAGGUGACGACGACUGCAUCAAAAGCCCCAGCAGCAGGAGCUGUACCCAAACGACCGGCGAGUGCAGCAGCUGCUUCCUCCACAGCUAGGAACCAAACUAGAGGGCUUGAUAAGAGGCCCGUUGGACCUGCCAAGACUAYGUCUUUGACCAGCACCACAGUAACAAAUGGUACCAGACCAAAAACAAUGAAUGGCCCUUCUAAGAGACCAGCAGCUGAGGCUGCUAAUGGCGCUAGACCCAAAACCACAACUACAAUAAACAAACCUGCAAGUUCCACCGCUCUGAAAUCCAGCACUUCAACAACACGACCUGCUGCUGCACCUUCUAAAGCCACGAGGCCUGCUGCAGUUCCUUCAACAUCCCGAGCAACAGCAACAAAGUCUUCCACCACAGCAAGUGCAAAACCUGCUGCUUCUCGAGUCRCCACAGCACCGCCUGCUGGAAGGACCCUUGCAACACAAAUGCCUAAAACUGCUGCUGCCAAGAAAGAUGUUAGUCGACCAGCCUCUGCUGCUGUGGCCAAGAAGCCCACAACAGACACAGCACCGCUUGCUACCAAAAAACACGAACCCUCUAAACCUACCAUGAAACUCAUCUCUGCUCCCAAAGGCUCCACCACAACCAAGGCUGCUGAUGCCAAGGUGUUCCCGUCCAAACCUCCGCAUCCAGCAAAACCCAACUCGACGAAGAGACCUGCAGCUGCUGCGCGGCUCCCUCUGACAAACAAACCUCCUCUGGGCCAAACGCCACCGGCCUCUCCGGUCAGCAAAACUUUAAGCCAUAGCUCCCCUGCAAAAAAACAUGGAAUCAAGCCCACUCAAACUGUCCAACCUUUCUGGUGUGCAAAGAAGAAAAAUGCUGCGGUACCUGCUGCAGACGCACAGGACACAGGUAGUUCUGCUGAAGUACCUGCUGCAGACGCACAGGACACAGGUAGUUCUGCUGAAGUACCUGCUGCAGACGCACAGGACACAGGUAGUUCUGCUGAAGUACCUGCUGCAGACGCACAGGACACAGGUAGUUCUGCUGAAGUACCUGCUGCAGACGCACAGGACACAGGUAGUUCUGCUGAAGUACCUGCUGCAGAAGCACAGGACACAGCUAGUUCUGUUGAAGCUGCUGUAACUGAAGCAGAAGCUCCUGCAGAGGCUGCAGUGACCUUACAGCAAGAAAUAUCUAAUGUUGCCUCUGCAGUGGAGGAGGUCCCCACCCAUGAUUCAGACCACCAUCCUGCAGCAGAGAUGGAACCAGAAGAGAAAGCAGCACCCUGUUCUUCACAAAGUCCUGUCAGAACCACGCCACCAGCAUCUGUUAGCGUGGAACUGUUCGAAAAGUGUCCUACAUCAGGAACUUUGCAAGAGCCGGUCUCCUCCCCGGCCAGGCCUUCAUCACCCCCCGUGUCUGACCUGCCUCAASAAAACAUCGACUUAAAAGCAGACGACACUCUUUCCAGAUCUACAGCCRUCCCAGCAGCGGCUAACUCAGUCCCUCAGCUGGUUCCUCCUGCUGAUCUGAAUGAGGAGGAGGAGGAUGAAGAACGGGAAGGAAGCCAGCUGGUUUCUGUGUCUGAAAUGAGUGGAACCACUCAGCCCACAGAGGACUCCCGCCCUGGGUCAGGUGGACCAGUGGCGGGCUCCGCCUGGAGAGCUGGUGGCGCCUUGCUUUCGGAGCUGGACUCGGAGGAGGUGAGCGGCAGCCAGCAGGGGGCCUCAGAGCUGAGCGCCCCCGGUGUCCUGGAGGGCACAGAGAGCACAGAUGAUCUGGGAGACGGCAGUCUGAAAGGAGCCAUGGACAUGGAAGGAGCCUCUGCAGGUUCUCCUGACUUUGAGAGAGUUCCUGACAUACCCGUCAAUGACUUUGACGACGAUGAGGAUGAAGAUGAGGACGAUAGCGACCGGGUGUGUGACAUGGAUGUGGGCUCGGAGCGGACAGACGAGCAGCAGAGACCCAGACAUGACAAUGAUGUCAACGAGGAGGAGGAAGAGGAGGAUGACGAUGAUGUGGAGAUGGCUAGUGAGGGAGUCACUGAGAGUGGGCUUGAAAGUUAUGGGAAUGCAGAUGAGGAUGACUUUGCUGAAGAUGAGAGGCUGGACAACUUGAACAGGGUGGCCCAGCCGCCCCCUCCUCCACCUGUGCUGCCRUCCGCCCCGGCUGCUCAGUGGGAACAACCAAACCCUUUUGCAGAACCUUUUCUGGUUCUGGACACCACACAUGCUGCAGCUGCAACGAGCCCUUUGACCGACCCCAUGCAAGCAGACUCUGAGACCCCGACUCAAACCCCGGCCCAGGACUGGCAGGAGCAGGAACCUGCGCCUUCUGGUCCUAACAUGCAAGACAUCCCACAGUGUUCAACUGCCACGAGUGAACCACUAAAUACUGAGUCCAACCAAGCACAAGUGAAGACCCCAGCCCCAGAAACGCCUUCAUCAGACACCCUGAACAGGAAGACUAGCAUGCCUGAGGACCAGGAUGACCACAAUCCAGAUGCUGCUCAGAUGUUUGCGCAUUCCCUGCAGCCUGACUUGAACAGCCAGGACCUGGGCGUGCACCCAGACAUUGGAGACAAAGAAUUAGAGGAGGAGGCAGAACCAGAGACCCUCCCGGCUGAUGAAAUCCUGGAGGGCCCUGCGACUGCCCCCUUGUCCAACCCUUCAUCAUCUUCUGUAACAGAAGACGAGGCGAGCGAUACCGAAGGAGAGGCUCAGCUGGACGUGGCCUCGAAGAUUACUCUGGUUGUAAACACAACCUUUGACAUGCAGCCCCUGACCCAGCGAAGUCUGUCCACCGUGGAGGAGGGAGAGGAGGCCGAGGCUGGAGCAGGUGAAGAAGCCACCCCACCCUCAGCGGCCUCGUUGACGUCCUACGGCUUUGACAGCGUCACGACAGCAUCGAGCUCCAACGCCCAGUCCACAGAGAGCUGCAUCAAGAGCCCCGGCAUCUUCUCCCUGGAGGAGCUCCCGGAGGAGGCUAAAGAUCCGUCCUUCCCUCAGCAGCCUCACACCCAGCAGUGUGACGCUGAGCAUCACUACAUCGACUGUGGGAAACGGGAAACGGAGGGAGCUCGGCACGUCGCAGAGGAAGUGUCUGCAUCGGACCCCUCCUCUGCUCUGAGCAACGAGCAGAGGUCAGAGGAAAUGCCAGAAGAUAUUCAGCCUCCGUACUAUUCUGCUAUUUGUGAAAAGACUGAGGACUCUUUUGCAGGCUUCACAGCGUUGCCUCACCAGCACCGCCGCGAUCACUCCUCGUACCCCCGGAUCUACUGCGACAUCGUCAAACCGCACGUCGCCGCCGUCCCCUCGGCCAAGCUGAGCUGCGCCGACCUCCCGCCCAGGAGCCCCGGGCUGCAGGCGAGGAGCCCGCAGCUCCGCAGGCUGGAGCAGCACCAGAGGCAACUGCUGGAGCUGCAGCAGCGCCGCGAGCAGCAGAGCCGGCCGCUGGAGGAGGCCGAGCAGGAGAGGAAGAGGAGAGCCGAGGAAGAGGAGAGGAGGAAGAAGGAGGAGGCGGAGGAAGAACUGAAGAGGAACAAAGAGGAGGCCAGGAAGAAGGAAGAGGUGAAGGAGCAGGUGAGGCGAGAGGAGGAGCUGCAGCAGCAACAGCAGGAGCUGAAACAGAGACAGCAGAUAAUGCAGUGGCAGCAGGAGCUGCAGCAGGCGGCUCUGCUGUCCCCCUCCUCUGGCCUCUGCACCAUAUAUGAAGCCCUGGAGAACAGUGAGGACGAGGACGAAGAUGAGCAAGAUGUCACGAAAGACGAGUUUAAACCAGCUGCAAACCACCAGACGAGCAGUGAAACGGAGAGGUCGGACGAGGACAGACACGGAGACUCUUCGCUGUCCGACAGCCUCCCUUCAGACUCCACCCAGUCUCCAGAGCGCCCCCCACCCCUGGACUUGGACUGGGGCAAGAAAGUGGACAUAGUCCAGCAGCUGAUCAAUCAGACGCUGCUGCUAAACGGAGACGGUUGCUCCUCCCUGUUGCUGCUGCCGGGGGGUGCAGGAGGAACUCUGAGCCCCCUGGAGAGCAGUUUGUGGCCCAGUCUGCUGCCCCCCCUCACCCCUCCCUCCGCUACCGUCACCUCCGUCAGCAGCUUCUCCCCGGAGGCCACCGGCAGCUCCCCUCAGGGGGAGUGGACAGUGGUGGAGCUGGAGACGCAUCACUGAGGGACCCACACUGUUUGCACUCACACACUUUGAACAACACACACUGAACAACACACACACACAC